UGUUAAUAAACCGUUACCAGGAAGUUUUCUGUCGUACCUCUUUCUGUGCUCAGUCAAUAUUAAUUUAGAACUCCUGAACGAGGGUUUGGAAUCCCUGACCUCCUCAUCGAGCAAAAAAGGAUGUCUUAUGAAAAAAUGUCCGAACCGUCUCCUGCAAAUUGUCAAGCAGAAGACCAAAAUGACCAGUCAACGUUUACCUACGGGAACCAGUAUAAUCAGAAUCCUAUUGGUAACCAGUAUCCAUCGCCAGGUUGCGCUCAAUAUCCAGGCAACCAAUUCACGAACCAAUCGCAAUAUAAUGUUCCAGGCCAGAUUAUACAGCCUGGAGCUAUUGUUUACAACCGAGCCCCUGUAACUCAGGACUGGAUAGUUCCAGCUGUUCUCUCUUGUCUGUUUUGUUGCUGGCCGUUAGGGUUAAAGGCUAUACUGGCCGCUAGUAAGGCUAAUAAUGCAGCAGCAAUUGGAGAUGUAAUGGAAGCGGAAAGACAAUCCAACGACGCGCGCACGUAUGUGAUUGCUUCCGUGAUAUCAGGAGUCAUUAUAUUUACUCUCCUUAUUGUGUUCAGUCUGCACUAAGGAACAAAUCAUGCUCAUAAAUGACUGAAUAAUAUACUGUGUAUGGCUCUUGAAUUGAACAGGUCGAUGAAGCGAUUUGCUUAAUAACUUAAACACAAAGACCCUCAAAACAUUACGUCUGUGUUCCAUAGAUGCUUGAAAUGAUGAGUUUCCUUUACCCAUCAGAUCUGCCCUAAAAUGUUUAAAUUGUAAACUAACUUUUAUUCGUGACGACUUUAUUUCGCGAUUUAUUUCCAACUAACUGGUUCUCGACGACUAAUGUUCGCGACCAAGCCUUAUCCAGACCAGGUUUGUAAUAACAACCAUACGACAACGACUGGUUCGCGCCGAGAAAUAUUUGCGACAAUGAGGCCCUCGCAAACCUCGUGAAAAUUUUCCGCACGCGAAUAAAAGCUUGUUUACAGAAAGUAUCCUCGCCUAUACAUUAUUUAUAAGUUAAGAAAAACUUCCCUUUUAGAAGUAAAGUUUGCAUAGUUCCUAUACCUUAAUUGAGAAAUCUCCAUCUAAAGGGAAAGGCAGCAACCAUCAAACCCUCUUAAAAAAAUAACCCUGAUGUCUAUGAUGACAAUUGUUUGCAACUGUUUCAUAUACAAAAUGUGAAAACACUCAUAUUUAUUGUGUACAGACAAACAGAUAGCUAAUAAUGUGUACAGCGUUGUGUUAAACAUUUACUUUUAUAUUAAUGCAUAUGUACUAAUAAGGAAGUGAUGCAAAAAUAAUGAUUAAGUAUUCUUUCUCUGCUUUAUAUUAUUAAUUUUUCCUAAAAUAAAAGUAAAACAGAACAUAAAUUCAUCUUGAAACUGCUGACGUGCAUAGAAAGUUAAGAAGAUAGCGAUACUUCGUAAAUUUGCAGUGCCCGUUCAUUUUACAAACUUGUUCUAUUCCAUCUUAUCUUAAUUAUGUCGUAUCUUGCGUGUAUGCUGUUCUAUUGUGCGUUAAUCCUAUCCUAUCGUGCAAGAAUCAUAUCCUUUCGUUUAUCUUGUUAAAAUAACGUUGAGGUUCUGUAUAUGUACACAUUCGAUAUGCUGUUACAUUGAAAUACAUGUUCAAAAGGUAAAAUGUAAUCUGAUUAUCAUUCUGAAAGAGUGUAUAUAAAAUACAUGUCCUUUUAUUCUAAAUACAAAUAAACCAAACCAAACAUU
Messenger RNA from Magallana angulata, 1718 nucleotides. RefSeq lists its product as uncharacterized. NCBI's taxonomy places the organism in Eukaryota, Metazoa, Mollusca, Bivalvia, Ostreida, Ostreidae. The transcript has 4 exons. Gene Ontology annotation, cellular component: membrane. The record is from RefSeq and is a predicted model, not a curated record. The coding region runs from base 121 to 576 and encodes 151 amino acids.